This is a messenger RNA of Cryptosporidium ubiquitum, 378 nucleotides long. RefSeq lists its product as uncharacterized. NCBI's taxonomy places the organism in Eukaryota, Apicomplexa, Conoidasida, Eucoccidiorida, Cryptosporidiidae. The transcript is spliced from 2 exons. The record is from RefSeq and is a predicted model, not a curated record. Bases 1 to 378 code for a protein of 125 amino acids.
AUGAAAAGCAAACAGAAAUUUGGAUAUUUUCGAACAACUAUUUUAAUAUGCUUGCUAUUUUUUAAUUAUCAAGUUGAAGGAGAUGAUUGGAAUGCAACAAGCAAUGUAAAAGAAUAUAGGAAUUCAAGAAGAGAACCGAUCCUUACUAGAGCACCUCCAGUUACAAAAUUGGGGGAUCCAACUAUAUCGCUUACUAUUCCGGCAAGAAAAGUCUGUUACAAAGGUUCAUUUGAUACAAAAUAUAAUUCGUGUACUUAUAUAGAUAAGGAUGAUGAAGCAAUUCCGAUUUAUAAGCCUUGCAUAGGCAAUUCAACACUGGUAGAUGGAUAUUGUAUUGGGACAAUGAUUUCAGAUUACGAAAAGUAUUGCCAUGGAUAG